AUGAUUUAUUUUUUCUUUUUCCUCUUUUCUUUCUAUUUUGAUUCUUUAUUUUGCUUUUCUUUUUCUUUUUCUUUUUACUCAAGUUUAUUUUCUUUUCCUUUCGUUCUUCGUUUUUAUUCUAUACUUUCCAUAUCACUUUUCAUUGAUUUUCUUCUUCCUCUCUUUCCAAUAUCUCUUUCCCUUGAUGAUCAUCCUUCAUUUUUUUCUUCUUCUCUUCUACUAUUAUCUCUACUAGCAGUUGCUACCCUCUUUCUUUUAAUCUCUUUCCUUAUUUCUCCCUUUGAUUUCUUCUUUUCUUCUUUUUUCUAUGAUCACUUUUCCUUGAUACUUUUUCUUCUUUUUCAAUUAUUUCUACUACUACUCCUAUUACAAUUAAUACUAUCAUUGCCACUCUUUCUUUCUUUUUUAUUUCUUUUCUUUUCAUAUCUUCUCCCUUUGAUUUCUUCUUCUUCUUUUUUCUAUGAUCACUUUUCCUUGAUACUCUUUUUUCUUCUUUUUCAAUUAUUUCUACUACUACUCCUAUUACAAUUAAUACUAUCAUUUCUUUCUUUUUUUAUUUCUUUUCUUUUCAGUAUCUUUCCUUUGAUUUCUUUUCUUUUCAUAUCUUCUCCUUUGAUUUCUUCUUCUUCUUCUUUUUUCUAUGAUCACUUUUCCUUGAUACUUUUUUUUUCUUUUUUCAAUUAUUUCUACUACUAUCCUAUUACAAUUAAUACUAUCAUUGCCACUCUUUCUUUUUUUUUUUUUUCUUUUCUUUUUCCUUUGAUUUCUUCUUCUUCUUCUUUUUUCUAUGAUCACUUUUCCUUGAUACUCUUUUUUUCUUUUUUCAAUUAUUUCUACUACUACUCCUUUAUUACAAUUAAUACUAUCAUUGCCACUCUUUUCUUUCUUUUUUUAUUUCUUUUCUUUUCAUAUCUUCUCCCUUUGAUUUCUUAUUCUUCUUCUUUUUUCUAUGAUCACUUUUCCUUGAUACUCUUUUUCUUCUUUUUCAAUUAUUUCUACUACUACUCCUAUAUGCUCCUGCCCAUAUGCUUUCAUCUUCCUCAAUUUCUUCAUUUUUCUUCAAUUUCUCCUUCAUUUUUUCUUCAGUUCUUCAGUUUCUUCUCCCUCAAUUUCUUCAUUGUUUCUUUCAUUUCUGCUUCAUUUUUUCUUCAAUUUUUUUUCUUAAUUUCUUCUUCAUUUACUUCUUCAUUCUUCAGUUUCUUCUCCCUCAAUUUUUUCAUUUUUUCUUUCAUUUCUCCUUCAAUUUUUUUUCUUAAUUUCUUCUUCAUUUACUUCUUCAGUUUCUUCUUCUUCCUCAAUUUCUUCAUUUUUUUUCAAUUUCUCCUUCAUUUUUUCUUUAGUUCUUCAGUUUCUUCUCCCUCAAUUUUUUCAUUUUUUCUUUCAUUUCUCCUUCAUUUCUUUUUUUUCUUAAUUUCUUCUUCACUUCUUCAGUUUUUUUCUUUCAAUUUCUUCAUUUUUCUUCAAUUUCUCCUUCAUUUUUCUUCAGUUCUUUUUCUUCUUUUUCUUUUGUUUCUUUCAUUUCUUUCUUUUUUUUUUUUUUCUUCAAUUUUUUUUCUUCAUUUCUUCUUUUCUUCAUUUCUUCUUCUUCCUCAAUUUCUUCAUUUUUUUCAAUUUCUCCUUCAUUUUUUCUUUAGUUCUUCAGUUUCUUCUCCCUCAAUUUUUUCAUUUUUUCUUUCAUUUCUCCUUCAAUUUUUUUUCUUAAUUUCUUCUUCAUUUACUUCUUCAGUUUCUUCUUCUUCCUCAAUUUCUUCAUUUUUCUUCAAUUUCUCCUUCAUUUUUUCUUCAGUUCUUCAGUUUCUUCUCCCUCAAUUUCUUCAUUGUUUCUUUCAUUUUUCAUUUUUUUCUUCAAUUUUUUUUCUUCAGUUUCUUCAUUUCUUCUUCCUCAAUUUCUACAUUUUUUUCUUCAUUUCUUCUUCAUCGUAUCGUCUUUAA
Molecule: messenger RNA, 1932 nt
Organism: Acanthosepion pharaonis
Lineage: Eukaryota; Metazoa; Mollusca; Cephalopoda; Sepiida; Sepiidae
Source: the annotation of a GenBank genome assembly